AUGGUGGAGCAAAGGAAGGAAGCAAUGAGGAACAAAGAGAAGAUUGCGCAGGGCAUGAGGGAGAAAGGAGUGCGAGGGAGAACAAAUCCCCUCCUAAAUCCACCACUCCCUCUCGUGUCUUACAAGUUUGAUCACAGCACUUGCCAAACAACGCUGCAGAAUAUCAACAUGAAUCUCUCUCCAGACAACCGGGUGAUUCCAGACCCGAAUUUUCCCUCUCUAGAUCCUAGAAUGACUGAAGAGUUAUGUAUUAACCUGUCAUUGCAAGAGAAUCAAGAUCCCCAUUCAUCUGAAACCCUAACCCUAGCCCUCGAAGAAGAAGAAAUCCUAGAUGCCCAUAUUCUUCCAAACCCAGAUAUCAAAAACCCUCCACCACCACCACAAGAUCCACCGGUGGAAGUGGAAGAGCUAAUGCAGGAUGACGUAGAAGAAGGUGCCAACUUUUCUCCUCUAGCUACCUACUCUCGCCGCGGAGGAACUGGUGGCGGCCCGAAAAGGAAGAAGAUGAACCAGAAGCGACGGGCGGCUCAUGGGAAGAAAUCGCAAAAGAAUCUCGAGAUCCUUGUCGAAAUUAUAAAUCCCAUACCGUUCGUACCCUGCAAAACCCUAGAUUUCUCUUCCCACGAGGAGCUGCUCAAGCGACUUGGGUUGUGGGAUUUUGUUCAUCUGGAGUUCGACCGCAGUAUUCGUUCUGAUCUAAUUGUCCAAUUGAUUGCAAAUUACAGCCCUUCGUUGCGCUGCAGCUACGUGAAUGGGGUAAGGAUCAUGGUGAAUCGUGCAGAUUUGGCUCGAGCGUUGAGAUUGCCAGUGAGGAAGGAGAAGGCUGGUGCUCUGCCGGAGCAUGCACCGAUGUCUGAUGAGACUGAGGAAGCAAUUACUUUCAUUGAGGGAUUGGUGUCAAAUUGGAUGCUAUUGCACGAGGACAUGUGGAUGAUGCCAACUGAGAUGAUGAACUGGACUAAGUUGAUCAAGGAAGGUCAUUUUGAGAAGGUUGAUUGGGCCUUGUUGAUGUGGUUCAUGUUGGAGAAGGAGUUGUUGGCAGCCCCACAAUUGGGUGACUGUUACUACGCAUCGCACAUGCAGUGCUUGAUCAAGUGUCAAAGAGAGGCGCUACUGAGGGAAGAAGAGCCUAAAAUGGAAAUUGAUACAAAAGAGGAUGAGGAUUGUAGCGGGGACUUGAAGGUGGGUGAUGAUACUCGGAGACCUGAGAUAGAAGAGCGGGACAUUGAACUUAGUCUUGGUCAAGAUAAUACAUUGAAAGAGGAGGCUUCAAAGGAGCAUGUUGUCAUAGAUGGUAUGAUGGAUGAAAAGGAGAAUGAUGGCAAUGAGGAACCAAUGGAUAUCGAGAAGACUAAAGAGGAGGAAUGUGGGCCGUGGGAUGUGGACGGGAAGAGCAGCAUGGGCACACGGGGGCAGUUUUUGCGGCGGUGUAGUCUUGAUGAUGUUGGUAACAUUGGGGACAUGUGUGAGGAGAGGAAAGGAGGAGAAGGUGAGGAAGAGGAAGAGGAAGAGGAAGAUGGACAUGGAGAGGAAGAGAGAGAGGGGCAAGAGGGAAAUGGGGAAGUGCAGGAUAUGGGUUUUCAUUUUUCUCCGGAAGGGGAUGCUUUGGAGACUGUAACAUCUGCGAAUCUCAUUGCCACAAUGGAAGCUAUGCAGUCCGAACCUUUCAGUUCAGGGCUGCAACUUCCUGAUGACAGUGGCCCAUCAGGGGAGUUCCUUGUGUCUAAGGUUAGUACAAAUUUGGUUCCUGGUAGCUCAAUGCUUUUUGGCAAUGGUAGCAACAAGAGAGUGAUUGAGCAAGAGAAUGAUAUGUCUCACCAGUCACUUAAUGAUAGUAAUAAGCGUUUGAGAACUGAGGGACCUUGGGAUACGAAUUCAGAUGAUAUUGACACUUGUAUGGAGCAAGCACUGGAAUUGGUUGGAAAAGCUAGGAUGAUGUACUUAGCAAAGGAGCGAGAUUAUGACAAUACGAGGUUGAAUCAACAAAUCCUGCUCUCCGAGAUGCAGCAGCGAGAUAAUUCGAUUGAAUAUCUACGGAAGGCUCUGUAUGAAGAGCAGCAGAAGAGGCAAGUAGAGGUAUACCGGUUGGAACGUGAACUUUAUAUGAUGGGGAAUCUUUUAGAGGGCUAUAGAAAGGCCUUGAAGGGGACACAUAAGGCAUUUUCUGAAUACAGAGUUCGCUGUCCUAUACCUGAGGAACCUCUGUACAAGGAUGCUGGGUCAGGUGGUCUUGUUCUGAGCAAAUGGGAAUUGGAAAAGCUGCGCGUGAAGCAAGAAGAAGAAGAGAGGAUGAAUAAAUUACUGAUUGAGAAGAAGAUUAAAGACUUUGAAGCUGAUUGGAGUGCUAAAUUUGAUUUACAUGAACUGGGGAUUGGUUUUCUAGGGAACAGGUUGCAGGAGGUUGAGAAGGAGCUGGUACAUGUGAAAGAAACCUUCACAAAACGUAAGCUAUCAGAAAGGAUGGAAUUUGUUGCAAAUGAGGGAGGAAUUGUAUCAGAAAUGGUGGAGAGCGUUGCAAAUGAGGGAGAAAUUGAGUCGGAAAUGGUGGAAAGCGUUGCAAAUGAGGGAGGAAUUGUAUCAGAAAUGGUGGAAAGUGUUGCAAAUGAGGGAGGAAUUGUAUCAGAAAUGGUGGAAAGUGUUACAAAUGAGGGAGGAAUUGUGUCAGAAAUGGUGGAAAGUGUUGCAAAUGAGGGAGGAAUUGUGUCGGAAAUGGUGGAAAGUGGUGCAAACGAGGAAGGAAGUCAUGAGUAAGUCUUUGCUCUUCAAGAUAUGCAAAUGAUUUAAGAUUGAGGAAUUUGCAUCUCUCUUUAAUGUGAUCAAAGUAUAGCAUAUGUGUUUAUAUCUUGAAACCUAUUUAUAUGUGCUAGCCUAUCCCAUUUGAAAAAAUAUAUAUAGUAGCCUAUCAAUGCUCCUUUUGAAAACUCAACAUGCUGUAAUUGAUGUUAAUUUGCUCCCCUCUGCAUUUUAUAGAUUUUGAUAAACUAUCUGCUUAUGCUUCAACCUUCUAAUA
Messenger RNA from Tripterygium wilfordii, 3010 nucleotides. RefSeq lists its product as uncharacterized. The record is from RefSeq and is a predicted model, not a curated record. Bases 1 to 2751 code for a protein of 916 amino acids. Lineage: Eukaryota; Viridiplantae; Streptophyta; Magnoliopsida; Celastrales; Celastraceae. The transcript is spliced from 2 exons.